Corythoichthys intestinalis (scribbled pipefish) is the source of this 4274-nucleotide messenger RNA. It is a transcript of the gene nalf1b, whose product is annotated as NALCN channel auxiliary factor 1. The transcript has 4 exons. Gene Ontology annotation, cellular component: plasma membrane. Bases 655 to 1863 code for a protein of 402 amino acids. Lineage: Eukaryota; Metazoa; Chordata; Actinopteri; Syngnathiformes; Syngnathidae. Gene Ontology annotation, biological process: calcium ion import across plasma membrane. Gene Ontology annotation, molecular function: stretch-activated, monoatomic cation-selective, calcium channel activity. The record is from RefSeq and is a predicted model, not a curated record.
GUGUUGUUAAUUGGAAAAGUCCCUAGUGUUUAGCAGAAGGUUCAAGUGUUGUUAAUUGGAAAAGUCCCUAGUGUUUUGCUAAGUCCCGUGUCUGUCUAUUAAAGGCAAUAAGCUGCUCGGCCACUGCGCAACGAUGGAGCUCUCGCAGCGAUGGAGAUGACGCAAACAGCCUGUGCACUCCGAAAAAGUGAUUCCAAGCGAACAUGGCGGCGACAACUUAGACGCGUUCCAAGAUGACAACGGCCAGCCGGAGACGGGAUUCAAGGCUUGACGCGAGGCUUCCAGGCGGCGACCAGAGCGGGCCGGUGGCUUUACUUUGCUGAGAAUCUGCGGCAGGCAAGGCAAGCAGGCAGACGCCCCAGCAGCAGCAGCAGCAGCACAAGCAGGAACAUCCUCACAAUCAAAAACGAAGGGAGGACACCCGAGCAAGGAAGGGAGGGAGGAAGGGACGGACGGACGGAGGGACGCGGCAUGCGGUCAAAGAGGACGCCUUCCCCCCGCGGGGAGACGCGGAGGAUGCGGCAAGCUUAAUCCCGCAACCGGACACGGGCAACGGCACCCCGAGGAGAAUUAAGCGAGCCGAAUGAGUAUUGAGACAGAGCAGCCCCCGCGGUGGAGUCGGCUAGGGCAGCACUCUCCUCCUCCUCCUAAAAUAUGAGCAGGGGUGCUCGGAUGCGUCGACAACAUGACGAAGGCGUCAAAUUCUGGUUGGCACCCCGAGGGACCGAGAAGCCGUCCACCGAGUCGGAGCGGGCCCAGAGAUGGCGACUGUCGCUGGCCUCGCUGCUCUUCAUCACCGUCCUGCUCUCGGAUCACCUGUGGUUCUGCGCCGAGGCCACGCUGGCCCGCACCAGGGACAAGCGGCGCUCGGGCCCGACGGCCGAGCAGCCUCGCUCACUCCGCUGGUGGACACCGUCGGAACCCUCACCCUCAUCAUCAUCAUCCUCCUCAUCACCACAUGACCAUCAUCAUCAUCAGCGGCAAGAUGCUAUUUUUCUAGGGAAUUCUACCCAACCUCUGUGGCGGAUGGACACCUGUCACCCGGACAGUGUGUCCAAAGACUGCUUCACUUUCACGGACGCGGACACCGUGUGCCUGGGCCUCGGAGGGGGAGACGCCACCGCCGCGCAGUCGGCGGCCUACGUCAACCUGAGCGAUUUGUACCUUUCUUUUUGUAAUUCUUACUCACUUUUGGAUUUGUUUUACGGGUUUACCGCUCCGCACCACAUGAAUUGCACCCUGGAUAUGGCCAUGGGGGCGGACGCGCCGGGAUGCGGCCGCUGCGUCCGGGCGUACCAGCUCCUCGACCAGCAGGCGGAGGACAACUACCGGGAGUUCGAGCUCCUAGUGCGCAAAUACGAGACGGACGCGUACUCGGUUCGGACGUGCAUGGAGGAAUGCAAGUUGGCGUACAAGCCGUGGCUGUGUUCUCAGUACUUCCAGACCACCCAGUUGCACUGCACCAAAAGAAUCCCCUGUGGUCAACACUGCCUGGAGGUGCAGCAGCGGUGCCCCUUCGUCCUGCCUGACAAUGACGAUCUCAUUCAUGGAGGCAGCCCGAGUUUUAUAUGUGCAGGGUUGCUAGAGGACCACCCCUCCGGCGCCAAGCCCGAAGCGGAGUGCUGCGACGUACGGUGGGACUUGAAAGAGGACAACCUCUCUCGAGGAACGCUGAAAAGAACUCACCCGCCGUGCCAGCACCGAACCUCGCUCAGCUCGUCGGCAGCGUGCAGACUGUGCAACAGCCGCCUCAAACUCUGCCUGCUAGUUCUGGUCCUCCUACACACCGUGGCCAGCCUCACCGCAUCCCACAAUGCAACGGGGCUCCCCGCCAUGGAGGAGAGCCCCGCCAAUGAGGAGUGACUUCGCAGCUGCUUGGAAUGAGGUUGUCCUGGGGAAGGGAUCCCCUCACUGUGGAUGGAAAAAUACAGCCACAGUUUUUUUGUUCGGCGACACUUCCAAACGGGAAAAACGCGGGGACGCUUGAUACAAAAGACACAAACCCAAUCAAGAUGCGGAAAUAAAAAAGGGGAGGGGCUUGUUAGCUAGGAACAGGGGACAACGCCGCAGCCUUUGAGUGGGAACGUUUAGCUUCCCGCUGGCUGAGUUUCUCUCAAUUCAGCUUUUUUACACUGUGUUCCCAUUCAAGCUUUUCCGUUGCACUGCCCGAAUAUGAACCGCCAUCUUCAUAUUCUCAUCUUUUUUUGUUCAAAGUGCUUAAAGAGAUGACUUGUACAAACUAAAUUGGCUGCAAGAGUGAUGUGUGCAAAGAUGUGUAAGGAAAAACAUGCUCGGAUUUUCUUUGGAUUUCAUUUUACGGAGCCCUAGCUAGUUUAUUUUGUUAAACAACAACAGGGUAUUCAAUACAGGAAAAAAGCUCCGGCCCAGUUCAGAGGCCAUCUUUGGUGAUCUGAUCACAAGUGGACAUUCGAGGUGGAAAUUACCAUUUUCAUGACGAUCACAGGGGUGGGCAAUUUGGCCCCCCAAAAAUGGAUAACUUUUUUUUUUUCUUUUUCACACUGUCCAAUCUCACGGAAGAGAAUUAGGGCCACUGAAAUGGGGAAAAAAAGGCAAGAUUCUGACUUUGGAGUCAGAAUGUUGGCCACUGUUUUUUCCAAUGGUCCUAAUCCUCUUCUGUAUUGGUAUGCCAUAGUAUUACCACCAAUCAGAUAUCACAAUUUCCACUCAAUAAUUAGCCAAUUGGUUCCUCCAUCCUAAUUUAUUGUUGCUAUAUAACAAACAAUAGUCUUAAAAGUCAAACCCUCUAGUCACAAGUAUUGGUAGACAAUUAGAGAAUAAUUAGAGGACGUUAUGAGGAAAAUAUCUAUGCUACUAUGCUGCUUCUGUUUACACCGGAUAGUUUUGGUUGUAGCACAACUUGAUACAUUUUACAUUUUUGGCAGGUCAGUUCAAUGUUCAUUCAAAAAUCAAGUGAGUGAUGGAAAAAACUGUCAUAAUGGCUGUAUGACUUUUAAACAAAUAAUUAAAAAUGGAUUAUAUUUUGCCAUAUCGAUAUCGUGAUAUAAAAUGGCCCAGAUCAGAUAGAUUUUUUUCCAUAUCUCAUGGCACUACAUUGCGUAUUAGCACUAAGCAUAGCAUUAAGCAUUAGCAAGCGUUUGAAAAAUGUAAUGUAGUCUGGAUUUUAGUGCACAAUAUUACUUUAGCGCAUCUUAACAAUAUUUGCAACUGUGUAUAUUUGAUUCAGUCAAUCACUAAGAUCUUUUUCAAUUUUACCAACUAUAUAUAGUAUUGUCUGAUUAGAAUUCAAUUACUCAAGAUUAAUUAAUUACAAAGUAACUAAUUGGAUAUAGCCUCCAAGUAUUUUUUUUUUUUUGCUAGUCCCACUAAUAAAUUCUCUAUUUCACAACCAAAUAGUUUUGUUUUACUUUUAUUUCUAACUGUACUUUUUUUCAAUUUUUAUUUUAUUUUAUUUUAUUCCACAUCAACAAUUUCACGAUGAUACAGUAUUGAUUCUUUGGAUACGGCAACAAUAUCUGCUGAUAUCACAAAGUCUGACGCGAAGGUCUUUUGAUCGAUAUAUUAUACCCCCUAGUGGACACCUUCUGAAAAUUCACACCACAGCUCCUAUUUUGACAUGUUGUUAUAGGAUAUUUCAUGAUGUAAAUGUUCACUUAGUGAAACAGUUUUGCCUUUCAACUGGGAGUUUCUCUUUUCUGAUAGUUGAACAGAGGUGUGUAGACUUAAGUGGACAAUUGUCAAGUGAUCAGAUCACCAAAGAAGUAACUGUAGAAGGGCCUCAACGUUUAAACACAAUAUAUGUCUCCCUCACUUUGUUUUGUGAGAUAUUCCCCCAAAAUUUCAAAAGCAUUUGAUUUUUUUUAGUACCAUUGACAUUAACAGAUAGCAAUCAUUCGAUACCUCCCAGGAAAAAUUAAUUGGACGUCUAUCACGGUAAAUGGCAGCUAGUGAGUUAUUGUGGUACGUAAUAUUCCUAUUCAAAACUUCAAAACACAGCCAAAAUUCACUUGGCGCAGGCUAUUCCGAUUUUGCACCUAAGGUUGACGAUUCCGCCCCAUUCAUUUGCAAUGGCAGAAACAAUAAAAUUUCAAAUUUUCUAAUUGCUGCAUGUCCUACAGUUUUUGUCCGAUUCACAUAAUUCUUGCAUCAGAAAAAAUUACAAAAUCCAAGCGCACGCAAUUUAUGAGCCAGCUUUUGACUAAAAAUGCACAGUUUCAACAAAAUUGCACAAAUGCUUCCCUAUACAUUUUCAACGUCCCCAUUCAUUUCCAAUUCAUUUCCAUUAUUUUUUAAAC